AUGUAUAUCACAACAUACUUUAUUCUCAUCUUGGCUCUGGUGACAAUGUUGGUUCAAUGUCCAGGUGGUGGUGGAGGUGGAGGCGGAGGUGGUGGUGGUGGAGGAGGUGGUGGAAGGGGUGGUAAGUUACAAGUAGAGCGAGUAGUUGAAAUAAUGACAGAGAAAAGUAGCCAAUUUUGAUUGACAUAGCACGCGCUGCUAUUUGAAUCUCAUAUGAAAAUAGUUUUCGAUCGAAAUUCGGUUUUUAUAACAUUGAAAAGCAAUUCCUGAAUGAUAAUACGUAUGACAAAAUAGUUUGAUUUGAGAUUCGAAUAGCAGCGCAGCAAAUCAAUCUAGAUCUGUCACUGUUUACCAGCUGUUAUCAAUGGCACUCACUCUCAAUACUUCAAUGUUGCAUUUUAUUUAAAAACUCAUAUUGUAUUCUAUUGAUUUUUCAUGUUCAGGUGGUCGUCGAGAACCAUGUCGUAGUCGAGCUUGUGAAGUUGUCGAGUCUAUUUUUUCGAUCAUUAUUGCAGUAUGCUUCUUCUGUGCACUACUGAAUUGCAUUGUCGGUUGCUGUUGUCAACUCAGAGCAGGCAGACCAUCAAGAGCGAAUGCAGAUUUUAUCCAUCAAAGUUCUUCAGAAAACCACAAUCUGGAAAGAGAUCCUUUCGAAACAGGUGUCUGGUCUUUUCGAUAUUAUCAAUAUGGCAACUGGCAUGGAUCUUAUCGAUUACCACUCACAUU
Rotaria sp. Silwood2 is the source of this 726-nucleotide messenger RNA. Lineage: Eukaryota; Metazoa; Rotifera; Eurotatoria; Philodinida; Philodinidae. The record is from the annotation of a GenBank genome assembly.